AUGCGGCUCGCAGCCUGCGCAAUCGUCGCGGCGCUGCUCGCCGGCAGCGCCGCGGCCGUGUCGUUCACACAGCCGGCGUACCCGAUCAGGCCCGGGGUCAAGACCGACAUGAUCACCAACCAGCGCGUGAUUGCGUCCACUCUUCAGGGCGUCAUCAAUCUGCCCAGCCUGCUGCUCAACGGCACCUUCCAGGUCAACCCGCUGGGCAAGCCCACAGACAAGGUCGAGGUCAAGGAUGUGGGCUGCCUGGACACGAUCAUCCCGCCGCCCCUCAACUGGGGCCCCCUCUGCCCAACGUGA
This is a messenger RNA of Monoraphidium neglectum, 300 nucleotides long. RefSeq lists its product as hypothetical. The coding region runs from base 1 to 300 and encodes 99 amino acids. The record is from RefSeq and is a predicted model, not a curated record. NCBI's taxonomy places the organism in Eukaryota, Viridiplantae, Chlorophyta, Chlorophyceae, Sphaeropleales, Selenastraceae. The transcript has 3 exons.